AUGAAGUCAUCCGAUGACCAAAAUGUAGUCAAACCGGAUACUUCAAGACCUAAAUCACGUUUCUCGAAACAUGAUGAUUAUUUACUUAUACUAAGUGCGAUGUCUUUGCCUUUUGAUUCAAUUCAUUACACAAUUUCAUUUGAAAGAGAUCAUUCAUCAGCUGAUCUUCAAGCCAGAUAUAAGGAGCUUAUGUAUUCCUUACAACAAGAUUAUCAAGACUUGAAAGAUAUUAGAACUCAAACUCCAUGGGACAUUGAAGAAGAUUAUUGGCUAUAUUUACUAUCAACAAGUCUUCCUGAUGCAACUCCUGAUGAAAUUAUUGACCAUUGCCGCGAAAAAAUUUCUCCAAUUCGUUCUCAUGAAGAAAUCAUUCAAAGAAUAAACGAAAUUAGAAAUUACAGCAAAGAAGAAAUCAAUUCGCUUCUAAAUUUAAUGACACAAAGAUUAAUUACAGAUAAAAUGAUUUUCGAGACUUCUGAUACAGAUAGCAACGUUGUACUCAUCUCCCAAUUCAAGUGUAUGAAACGUAGCGAGAAUCCUAUUGAAUUUAAUGCAAACAAAACUCUCGAUAAUUUAAGUAAAUAUUAUCCAAGAUUGACAAAUAAUCUAUUCGAUGAAAAUGAUUUAGCGAUACUACUGUCUGAUGAGGUAUGCUUUAAAAUGAAAAAACAAAGCAUAAAAAUCGGAUAUCAUUCUCCUUUAUCGGAAAUUGAUAUAAACUUAGAAUUAGUAGCCAAAACGAAAUGCCAACAUAUUACAAAUCAUCAGGCAGUGAUAUUUUUACAUAAUGACUUUAAUUUUUAUAUUCAUAAUAUUGGAGCGAAUAUUUUUAGAGUUAACGGUGUUAUUAUACCAUUUAAUAAGGUCGCUGUUAUAGUACCAUAUUCAAUUCUUGAUUUUGCAGAUAAUUUAUUUAUUUUCAUUCCAAAUCUGAAAUUAGUUGAAAAAAUCUCAAAAGUAUAUCAGGAAAAAUUAGAUAAAAUUAAAAUUCCUGAUAAAGAUCCUCUAGAAAUAGAAAAAGAAGAUGAUAAUUCCGUCAUUGGAUUAAUUCUUCCUAAUUCAGUUUAUAUAUCCGACCCAAAUAUUAUAUAA
Messenger RNA from Trichomonas vaginalis G3, 1092 nucleotides. RefSeq names its product microspherule protein 1 family. Gene Ontology annotation, cellular component: Ino80 complex; NSL complex; MLL1 complex. The coding region runs from base 1 to 1092 and encodes 363 amino acids. Gene Ontology annotation, biological process: positive regulation of transcription by RNA polymerase II. NCBI's taxonomy places the organism in Eukaryota, Parabasalia, Trichomonadida, Trichomonadidae. The transcript has a single exon. Gene Ontology annotation, molecular function: G-quadruplex RNA binding; protein binding. The record is from RefSeq and is a predicted model, not a curated record.